AUGGAACCAAACCCUGACGCCGAGCCCCGUGGGCGCGGCCUUUCGUGUGACACCUGCCGAGCGAGGAAGAUCAAAUGUGACCGAGAGUCGCCUUGUUCCAGCUGCAGGGCAGCAAAUAUCAUUUGCCGAACGACCAAAGGCCCUCUGCAGAAACGGCAGCGAGUUCUCAUCUCGCCUCGUUACGAGGAGGAGAUCGCCAUUCUCAACAGUCGGUUUGCGAGGCUUGAGAAGCUGCUACAAGAUGCCCUGGCCAACUCGCAUUCGCCAUCCCAUACGGACAAGACUCUAGCUGGGCCUAGCAACCUCGGUCAGGCUCUAGGCAGCCCUUCUUUCGAGGGUGAGUCGUCCUUUGCCGCACAUUCGAAGCAUACAGUACUGGAAAUCGAGAGGCUUGUGGGUCAGUUGCCGUACUCAAAAGAUGGUGAUGUUGUAGUGGCGUCUCUUCGAGAGAUCGUGAACCCCGGCUCAACCAAUGCCCAAGGCCCCGAGCCUACAAUCCUAAGACAGGAUUUCACCGGCCUUCCUCUUCCCACACGACAGCUGGUGAUCAAGGCCCUGAAUUAUUGCAAAAACAACACGACUCGACUUUUCAGGGACUACCCUUUCAUACAUGUUGCCACUUUCACCGAAAUGUGCCAACAGGUGUACUUUCCGACUGAGGAGUGUUCCUUGAGCGCCUUCAUCAUCGUAAAUUCCGGUCUCUGCAAUCUCUUUCGAGAUUUCAGUAACGAUAUCAUCGAGGAGUUGGGCUGGGAUACCGCCGAAGUCGCCAAGAGUGUGUCGAUCUGCGCAGCCAAUGUCAGGAGGGCUGCCGUGGAUUUGAGACUGGCUCUCGACCCUACCUUUGAAAACAUCCUCGCCCUCCUACUCUCGGCAUCAACGCGAAUGGAUUGGUCGAAUCCUUCCUUUGACUGGAAGCUGAUAUCUCAUGCGGCCGUUCUAUGUCAGGAAGCAGGCUAUCACCGACUGCCGGAUACUUCAACAAGCGACGAGGUCCGCCAAAAGCGCUUGGUCUUUUGGUACGUGUGGGGAUUUGAUGUCAUGUUUUCAUUCAAUCUCGGCCGCAGCCCGACCUUGCCGGAUCAUGACAUCACGACAGCACGACCCCGAUGCCCAGGGGACGUUGAUGCCCCAUGGGGCUACGGGUUCCUCUCGUGGCUAGACUCUAUCGACCUGCAACACGAAAUCUAUCAGCAACUGUACUCGGGACGAGCCCAAGCUCAACCUCCGGAAGUCAAGGCUCAACGCGCACGGGUACUGGCUGACAAGCUAAUAGCCAUGCGGCACUCUUUUUUAGCUGGGAAGGAUGGCAGCACACCAGGCUCUACCGGAACUGACACCACUGCUGGGGAGUCCUUCGAGCUUAUGUUCUACUCCCUGCUCACACUGGUUUACCGCGUGGCACCUCUCGCAGAACAAAUCCAUCCCCUUCAGGUCUGCGAUGACUGCACGUCGGCGGCGAGAACUGCCCUCAGGAUUCAGAACAGGGCAUGGGAAAGGAUCGGGGAUUCAAAUGACGAAACUUGGAAAUUAUUCAUCCACUGGACACUGCUUUGCUGCCCCUUCGUGCCGUUCAUAAUCGUCUUCAGCAAUGCCAUUGCGGCUGGAGACGAAGGGGAUUUGCACCUCCUGGGUCGGACUGUGGCAUCUCUCCAAUCCGCUGCUCAACAGUCUCCUAGUAUUGCAAAGCUACAUCACGUUUUUAGUACAUACCAUCAAGUCGGUAGAGUCUAUUUCGAGGGGGCUCAUAAAGCCGGGAAACAACGAGCAGUUGGAGAAGGACACGGCGGUGUACAGAGCAUCAUGGAUGAGAAUCUGACCAAUAUGCCAUUCAAUUCGACAACUGACGCCUUACUCCCAAUGCCGGCUUGGGAUAGACUAUUGGACGAAUGGAAUCCUGGGCUUGGGGAGGAGAACACGAUAGAGAUAUCGUCUUUCCUAGGUAACUACUUCUCAGGUAACUUUGAAUUUCAAGACUGA
This is a messenger RNA of Ilyonectria robusta, 1980 nucleotides long. RefSeq lists its product as uncharacterized. NCBI's taxonomy places the organism in Eukaryota, Fungi, Ascomycota, Sordariomycetes, Hypocreales, Nectriaceae. The record is from RefSeq and is a predicted model, not a curated record. Gene Ontology annotation, biological process: DNA-templated transcription; regulation of DNA-templated transcription. Bases 1 to 1980 code for a protein of 659 amino acids. The transcript is spliced from 8 exons. Gene Ontology annotation, molecular function: DNA-binding transcription factor activity, RNA polymerase II-specific; DNA binding; zinc ion binding.